This is a messenger RNA of Naegleria fowleri, 1083 nucleotides long. RefSeq lists its product as uncharacterized. The transcript has a single exon. Lineage: Eukaryota; Heterolobosea; Eutetramitea; Acrasida; Naegleriidae. The record is from RefSeq and is a predicted model, not a curated record. Bases 1 to 1083 code for a protein of 360 amino acids.
AUGUUUCCUCAUCAUCAUCAUGAUGGUGCAAAGCUUCACAUGCCACACUGUGAUCUCCUUGCAGAAAUAUCGAGCUCGGAGGAUUUCUCUGAACAACAACAACAACAUUCCAUAUUGAAAUUAAUUAAUUUUAAUGAAAAUCAUGAUGAUUUAAUGAAUUUAAAUUUUCAUAAAUUGAAAGACAAGAUGAGAAGUCGGAAAAGAGUGCCAAAAGCCUUUUCUCAACAGUUUAAAUGUGUUGGACUGAUUGGAGAGAAAAUAAUCACAAGACCCUACGACGUAAAAAUCAGUUACAAACUUGGAUACAUUAUUGUUAGCGACUAUGGUGCACAUCUGAUUCACAUGUUUGAUUUAAUUACAAAAGAAUUUAAAAGAUCUCUGAAAUCAGGUUAUCCAAUGUACUUGGAAAUUGAUGAAUAUCACGCACCGCACAGUGAUGCUUUGUUAGUUGCAUGUGAAAUAUUUCCUGCUCGAUGUGUCUACAAGUAUGAUGUAUUGACCUUAAUUUCAAAACAGUCCGAUGAUGAUUUUGUGGUAAACCCGAGUAACCAACUUGUUAUUGUCAAUAAGAAUUAUUUGUGGAAAACAAAGAAUCUUGGAUGGCCACAAGGAAUUGCUUGCACACCAAAUUAUGUGUAUGUGUGUGAUUCAUAUUCUGAUUUUCGAUGUGUGCACAAGUUCAAUCGACAAACUGGAAUUGAAAUUACAACCAUUCACCUUAACUCACCUUGUUAUGGAAUUGCUGUGGCUCGACAUGAGAAUCAAUUUUUUGUAAGCCAAGAGAUUGGAGAUGUUGUUUGUGUGGAAAUAUCAAAUGACCAUCAAUACUUUAUCACGAUUUGUUCUAAAGAGCCAAAUUGCAAAUCACAAUGUCAAGGAUUAGUGUACGAUCGAGCUUUAGACAUUGUUUUAGGGGUCAGUCCAAGCUUUAUCAUUAUAAAAAUUGAUGAGAAAAUGCUCACCGAGAAUCAAAGCAUGUUUUUCCAAAACGCUCACGGCCUAUGUCUGAACGAGUUGGAAGGAGAAUUGUACAUUUGUAAUUUAUAUGAUUCUGAUGGUAGUAGCACCAUGAUUGUGAAAUAG